Phragmites australis (common reed) is the source of this 645-nucleotide messenger RNA. RefSeq names its product BTB/POZ and MATH domain-containing protein 4-like. Gene Ontology annotation, molecular function: protein binding. The record is from RefSeq and is a predicted model, not a curated record. The coding region runs from base 1 to 645 and encodes 214 amino acids. Gene Ontology annotation, biological process: protein ubiquitination. The transcript has a single exon. NCBI's taxonomy places the organism in Eukaryota, Viridiplantae, Streptophyta, Magnoliopsida, Poales, Poaceae.
AUGUCGACGGCGACGGGGGUCUCCGUGUGCACCGCCGUCGCCACGGCGGCCGCCACCAAGUGCUACAUGUUCAAGAUCGAGGGCUACAAGCGGAUCAAGACCAUGCACGGCAACGGCAAGGGCCUCGAGUCCUGCGCCUUCGAGGUUGCGGGCCACACCUGGAGGAUCCAGUUCUUCCCAGACGGGAACAAGAAGGAGAACGCCGGCUACGUCUCCCUCUUCCUCAAGCUCGAAGACCUCACCGACGACGCCGGGAACGACGAUGUCCUGGCCGAAGUCCAGCUCUCUUUGGUACGCCACCGCGGCAAAGGCAAGCCGGCGGCGUGCCAGCCGUACAGCAAGACCUACACGAGCACCUUCAACAUGGGCAAUAAGGUCUGGGGAUUCCCAUUGUUCAUCAAACGGGAGGACCUCGAGAAAUCGGAGUUCCUCAAGGACGGCUGCUUCGCCGUCCGGUGCGACCUCGCCGUCCUCAACAAGUCCGUCGACGUGCAAGAGCAGGCUGCCCAGGCGGGCGACCUGGAGAGGCUGAACAUCGUCUGCGACUGCAAGGACGACCUGUGCAAGCGUCAUCAUCACCAGAGGGACGCCUUAUGGCUCAGGGAGGCGUUCGUCAAGUUUUUCUUGAGGUGUUUCCAAGUUUGA